Messenger RNA from Pterocles gutturalis (yellow-throated sandgrouse), 2075 nucleotides. It is a transcript of the gene PDIA4, whose product is annotated as protein disulfide isomerase family A, member 4. Gene Ontology annotation, biological process: response to endoplasmic reticulum stress; protein folding. Gene Ontology annotation, cellular component: cell surface; endoplasmic reticulum; endoplasmic reticulum lumen. The transcript is spliced from 9 exons. The record is from RefSeq and is a predicted model, not a curated record. NCBI's taxonomy places the organism in Eukaryota, Metazoa, Chordata, Aves, Pterocliformes, Pteroclidae. The annotation marks the transcript as partial. Gene Ontology annotation, molecular function: protein disulfide isomerase activity.
AAUCUAUUACAAAAGAAGCUGAGGAUGACAGUGAUGAUGAAGAUGAUGAAGAUGAUGAUGAUUCUGAAGUCAAAGAAGAAAAUGGUGUAUUAGUUUUGAAUGAUGCAAACUUUGACACCUUUACUGCGGACAAGGACACUGUGCUGCUGGAGUUCUAUGCACCAUGGUGUGGGCAUUGCAAGCAGUUUGCUCCUGAAUAUGAAAAGAUAGCCAAAACUCUGAAGGAAAAUGACCCUCCUAUUCCAGUUGCCAAAAUAGAUGCUACUGCAGCUACUUCACUAGCAAGUCGUUUUGAUGUCAGUGGCUACCCAACCAUCAAAAUCCUGAAAAAAGGCCAGCCUGUUGACUAUGACGGUUCUCGGACAGAAGAUGCGAUUGUGGCCAAAGUCAAGGAGGUUUCUGACCCCAGUUGGACUCCUCCACCAGAAGCUACCCUGGUAUUGACCCAGGAUAACUUUGAUGAUGUCGUGAAUGGGGCUGACAUAAUCCUGGUAGAGUUCUAUGCUCCAUGGUGUGGACACUGCAAAAGGCUUGCUCCAGAAUACGAGAAGGCUGCCCAGGAGCUCAGUAGGCGCACACCUCCUAUUCCCCUGGCUAAAGUCGAUGCCACUGCUGAAACUGAGCUUGCAAAGAAGUUUGAUGUUACUGGCUACCCAACUCUGAAAAUCUUCCGCAAGGGCAAACCUUAUGACUACAAUGGUCCACGGGAAAAAUAUGGUAUUGUCGACUACAUGAUUGAACAGGCUGGUCCUCCAUCCAAACAGAUUCAGGCUACCAAGCAGGUACAGGAGUUUCUGAGGGAUGGGGAUGAUGUCAUCAUCAUUGGUGUCUUUAGUGGAGAGAAUGACAAAGCCUAUCAGCUCUAUCAGGAAGCAGCUAACAGCUUAAGAGAAGAUUAUAAAUUCCACCACACCUUCAGCAAUGAGAUUGCAAAACUACUCCAAGUGUCUCCAGGAAAACUGGUGGUCAUGCAGCCAGAAAAAUUUCAGUCAAAGCACGAGCCCAAGAUGCAUGUUUUGGAUCUUAAGGACUCUACAGAUGGAUCAGAGAUUAAAGAGCAUGUGCUAAAACAUGCCUUGCCUCUAGUUGGUCAUCGCAAGCCUUCCAAUGAUGCUAAAAGAUAUGCUAAGCGUCCUCUAGUGGUUGUCUAUUAUUCUGUAGACUUUAGUUUCGACUAUCGUGUUGCUACCCAGUACUGGAGAAGCAAAGUCCUGGAAGUGGCCAAAGACUUCCCUGAAUAUGUGUUUGCUGUUUCUGAUGAGGAAGAUUAUUCUUCUGAAAUAAAAGAUUUGGGCCUGCUUGAGAGUGGAGAGGAUGUCAAUGUUGCCAUUCUGGAUGAAGGUGGCAAGAAAUAUGCCAUGGAGCCAGAAGAGUUUGACUCUGAUGUACUCAGGCAAUUUGUGCUGGCAUUCAAAAAAGGAAAACUGAAGGCUAUUGUGAAGUCCCAGCCAGUGCCAAAGAAUAAUAAAGGGCCUGUGAAGGUGGUAGUGGGUAAAACUUUUGAUACCAUAGUACUGGAUCCAAAGAAUGACGUUCUCAUAGAGUUCUAUGCCCCAUGGUGUGGACACUGCAAGAAACUAGAGCCGGUGUAUACCGAGCUAGGCAAAAAAUACAAGAAUGAAAAAAAUCUAGUUAUAGCCAAGAUGGAUGCUACUGCUAAUGAUGUGACAAAUGACCACUACAAAGUGGAGGGAUUCCCAACUAUCUAUUUUGCUCUGAGGGACAAGAAGAACAACCCUAUUAAAUUUGAAGGCGGGGACAGAGAUUUAGAGCAUUUGAGCAGAUUUAUAGAGGAGCAUGCAACAAAACUCUCCAGAACAAAAGAAGAGCUUUAGAUAAGAUGAGGGUGGUGAAGAAAAAAUGUUUGUACAUUGUAGUUAAAAGCAAGUUACUGACAAAAUGAUGUGAGAGAAGAAUUAAGCAUUUUGAGCAAGGAAAUUCUGGAGCAGUAAAGCAGUAUCUUUUUUUUAUAUGGCAGGAAAGUGUUUCUGGACACUGAACUUCUGAUAUGAAUGUCUUACAUUAGUUACGGUUUUGAUCUUUGGAGAAAAUACAUCCUUUAUUUUUUGUGACUA